Eurytemora carolleeae is the source of this 3291-nucleotide messenger RNA. Its product is annotated as spore wall protein 2. The transcript is spliced from 10 exons. The coding region runs from base 405 to 3188 and encodes 927 amino acids. The record is from RefSeq and is a predicted model, not a curated record. NCBI's taxonomy places the organism in Eukaryota, Metazoa, Arthropoda, Copepoda, Calanoida, Temoridae.
GAAGCUAAGGUUUGGGUCCGUUGCUACUAAAAUUGUGUAAAAAAUAUUUUUAACAAUUGAAAUACACUAACAAAGUUUCCACCAAAAGGAUUGUUUAAGGGAAUUUAUUAGUCUUUGAACGACACUGAUUUUAGAAACCGGGUUUCGCGGUUUAGUUAUUUUUUUAGUAUACAUGCUUAAAUUAUGUGGAAUUUUUUUGCAAUUUAAAAAUAUUUGUACUGUAAACUGUACAUUGAAUUUUAGUCGUACACUUGCUGUUUGUAUGAGUUAAGCUCUAUUCUGUACAUGAACAUAUUACUAAAACUGGGAACUUUGCACUCCUGAUUUAAACCUGAAUAAAGUUAAGUCUCUAAAGAGUUCAGAAUUAAAUCUUAAAUCUGAAUUUCCUCCACGAAUACGGAGAAAUGCAGGGUUUAAAGAGUUCUGCUGGUUCCUCGGUAGGACUGAAAACCCCUGAGGAUGAAAUCACUUGGAAACCAUUUCCCGGUGAAACUACUCUGACUAGCAAUGGAGGUUCUGUUACCAUAUUCUCCGGAAGGAAAACUGAGAAUAAGAAUGAAAGUGUCCUGAAAACAGCUGAAGUUAAAGAAGAAAUUCACGGCGCUCAAAGCCAGGCAGAAACUGUGAGCAGGUUGAUAGAUAAUCCACAUGUUAGGCUGGUGUCGAAUGCCUUUAGGUCCUUUGGAUCAUUCGCCUGGGAAUCUAUUAAUCUAGGUCUGUUAAGAGGAGUUGACACGGUUUUGGGAGGAACUGUUCAGUUUCUCCGCCAGUUUGAUAACGAAGAAGAGAAGCGAUGGAAAAGGAUUCUUGCUGCCUCGGUUCUCCAGUUUCUCUUGGUUUUGGUGAAUAUCUCCGUAUGUAUCCUGAGGUACCUGGAUAUAGAUCUUCCUCUCAGGGUACCUGGUACACCAGGGAUACCGGAGAGCCCCUCGCUUCGGAAACGUAAGCACACUGAGAUGGAGGAUCUAGAACUUUCUAAGGAUAAGAUUGGUUCUAAAAAGUUGAGAACUGACCGGGUUUAUUUCUCUAUCCAGGAUUUUGUCAGUUUCAUGCUUGGGUCAAGAACUGAACAUUCUAAUAAUUUGAAGAACUACCAAGAGCAAAACAAGUGUGAAGAGGAAGAGAAGAAUAAUGAGCAAGGAGAGCGCGAAAAACAAGAAACCCCACAAGAACAAGAGAGGCGUGAAGUGAACCAUGACGAGCAAAGAAACCCCAAAGAACAGGGAGAGCAAAAAGAAAAAAAAACGCAGGAAAAUAAAAAGACGUACGCUGAGACGGAGAUGAAAAACGGUCUAAAAAUGCUGAAAAAACAGGAAACAGACGGAGAACGGGAGAAGGACGGAGAACGGGAGAAGGACGGAGAACGGGAGAAGGUCAGAGAACGGGAGAAGGAUGGAGAACGGGAGAGGGAUGGAGAACGGGAGAGGGACGGAGAACCGGAGAAGAACGGAGAAUGGGAGAAGAACGGAGAAUUGGAGAAUGACAGAAAACGGGAGAAUGACGGAGAACGGGAGAAUGACAGAGAACGGGAGAAUGACAGAGAACGGGAGAAUGACAGAGAACGGGAGAAGGACGGAGACCGGGUGAAGGACGGAGACCAGGAGAAGAAGGGAGAAUGGGAGAAGAAUGGAGAAUGGGAGAAGAACAGAGAACGGGAGAAGAACAGAGAACGGGAGAAGGACAGAGAACGGGAGAAUGACGGAGAACAGAAUGAAGGAGAACAGAAGGAUGGAGAACAGAAGGAAGGAGAACAGAAGGAUGGAGAACAGAAGGAUGGAGAACAGAAGGAAAGAGAACAGAAGGAUGGAGAACAGAAGUAUGGGGAACAGAAGGAUGGAGAACAGAAGGAUGGAGAACAGAAGGAUGGAGAACAGAAGGAUGGAGAACAGAAGGAUGGAGAACAGAAGGAUGGAGAACAGAAGGAUGAAGAACAGAAGGAUGAAGAACAGAAGGAUAGAGAACAGAAGGAUGGAAAACAGAAGUAUGGAAAACAGAAGGAUGGAGAACAGAAGUAUGGAGAACAGAAGUAUGGAGAACGGAAGGAUGGAGAACAGGAGAAGGAUGGAGAACAUGAACUUGCUGAUAUGAAGGAACAAAAUGAACAAGGAAUGGAAGCUUAUCAGUAUUUCCGUGCUGAUCCGUGGAAAGAGAAUGAAGAGAAAGAGGAAGAAAGAAGAAAAAGAAAAGAGGAUAGAGAGGAACAAAAGAAAGUUGAAGAAAAGGAAGUAUCUGGAAAGAGUGAAGAUAAGACUUUUAACAAUGCUGAGAUAAUAGAGAAGAACAAUAAUUUCUUGAAGGAUGGUUCUGGUGUAAACAAGAAGGAUGAAGAAGAUCUUGGAAACGGACCUGAAAUCCCCAAAACUCUAGAAUUUGAAUCUGACAAAUUGUCCCAAACUGGAGAACAGGUUCACGGAGAAAAAUAUAAACAGGAACCAGAGAUAAACACAGGAAGCGGAAAGGCAAUAAGACAUAUCGUGGAAUCAGGAGAGGAGAAACAUAAGAAAGUGAAGACCUUGACAACUAUCGCCAUGGAAGCAGGAAGGAAGUCGGGAAAAGGAAAUAACAUGGUUCCUGAAUUCGAAAAAGAAAAGGAAUUAGAUAAAAGGAAAUCCAAAGAGAUAGAUAAAGACGGAAAGACUGGUGAAAAUAAAGAAGGAAAGACUGAUGAGGAUAAAGAAGGAAAGACUGAUGAAGAUAAAGAAGGAAAUACAGAUGAGGAUAAAGAAGGAAAGACUGAUGAGGAUAAAGAAGGAAAGACUGAUGAAGAUAAAGAAGGAAAGACUGAUGAGGAUAAAGAAGGAAAGACUGAUGAAGAUAAAGAAGGAAAUACAGAUGAGGAUAAAGAAGGAAAGACUGAUGAGGAUAAAGAAGGAAAGACUGAUGAAGAUAAAGAAGGAAAGACAGAUGAGGAUAAAGAAGGAAAGACUGAUGAGGAUAAAGAAGGAAAGACUGAUGAAGAUAAAGGAGGAAAGACAGAUGAGGAUAAAGAAGGAAAGAAUGAUGAGGAUAAAGAUGGAAAGAAAGCUGAAAAUGAAGACGAUAAUGAUUCUGUAAAAGAGAAUGAAGAACCAAACAGGCAGAAAGAAGAACUGAAAGACCGCUUGGAGAACCCUUCAAAAUGUGGAAAAAAUUCUUCUGGAAAAAAGAAGCGUCGUAAAGGAAACAAGAAGGCGAAACUGUAUUUUUAAUUUUUAUUCUACUUUUCUUCAUUCUGUAAAUUGUGUCUUAUUUUGUAAUUGGUUACUUUAUAUUUAUUCUAAUAGAAAUAUAUUUGAAGUAUCCGUACACCAA